Messenger RNA from Closterium sp. Yama58-4, 1674 nucleotides. The record is from the annotation of a GenBank genome assembly. NCBI's taxonomy places the organism in Eukaryota, Viridiplantae, Streptophyta, Zygnematophyceae, Desmidiales, Closteriaceae.
AUGAACGCGCGUGUGUCAAAUCUGUGGGAGUUCUUUGUGACCCUGCAGUAUCUGGUUACCAUGGGGAAUGAUGACAUUAACGACGCUAUGGAGCGGUUGGAAAUGCUACAGGCGGAUUACUCACAGCGUGCGGCACUCGCGUUUUGGGUCCUACUUCACAGCGUGAGCGUCACGAUUCAGCUGCAGCUGGACAUGUUCGAGGAAUCCUAUAGCCCGGCUUAUGAAGCAUGGGAGUACUUAAUGGACACUUACCAGGCAAAAGAUUCGGUGGUGAAGGUCUCUCUCAUGAAGCAGUUGGACAACCUGAAAAUGGGGAGUCAAGAGAGGGUGGAGGAGUACGUCAACCGUGCAACAAAAAUCCGGGAUAAGUUAGGACUCGUAGGGAAGAUGGUGGAUGAAGAUACCUUCACCUUAAACCUCCUCACCAAACUACCGGCACAUUGGGAGGAGAUGAGACACUCGGAAAUGCUACACAACGUGAUGGACAGCUUCACAUUGCAGCGGAUUAUGAUUCAGGAGCAGAGAUAUCACGACCUCAUCACGAAGGCUGACCGUGACCGGCGUCCACCUCGCAUGGCUGGACAAGCCCAUGGAGACCGCUCACCUUCUCCAACUGCUAAGGGCAGCAGCAAGAAGGAGGGGUUUGGAGAGAAAACGCAUGGCAAGGAAGGAGGUGCGGAUCGCUCACCUCUUGUGUGUUGGUACUGCAAGGAGCCAGGCCACCCCUUCUUCAAGUGCACCAAGGCACCCCCUGGCUGGUCACCACUAGGGUGGAAACCGCAUACCAGCAGAAUGUCAAAACUGCACAUCGGCAAUAGUCGUUCGUUCUCUCCACAAAGGAGUCGCAACCCCAAGCGUGACAACAAUGCGUCACUACAGCAAGGAGUAGUUGGGGGAGACAACCAACGUACUGUCACAUGCAUUGCAACGGUGCAAUCUUCACAAGCAACCUUACCCUCGGCUAGAGGAUCGUCAUGGUUGCUGGACAGCGGAUGCAGCCAGCACAUGACUUCGGACGAGCGCUGGUUUGAAGAGUUAAAGGAGCUGGACGAACCUGUUUAUGUGGAGCUCGCUGAUGGAAGCCAUUUGAGUAGCACGAUGACGGGAAUGAUCAGAGCAACGUCAUCUGAUGGGACAACGGUUCGCUACACUGAGGUCCUCUACGUACCUGGCUUGAAGAACAACCUGCUCUUCUUUUGUCAGCUGUUGAAGAAAGGGGCUCACAUCAACACGUUUGCUGAUGGAAAAACCGAAAUCACCAUGUUUGAUGGAGACGAGUGUGUGCGGAUUGGACUUGGCAAGGACGUGCAUGGAGUUCUUAUGGUAAAGGAUGAGCCGACACUUACAUCUGCCCAUGAUCCUGGACAUUCCCGAGAUGGUGCGUCAUCGAAAAAGCAUGGUCGUGAAGGGGGUACACCUUUGUGCACACCUGGAGUGCACUUGGAUGCCCAUGGGAGCAUACUUUUCCCCACACCUGGGACCCAUUCUGCAUGCCGCAUGGCACUCAAAGCUUGCGUCGUGCGGAAUUCGGCACGUAAGGUUCACACAAACAUUGAGUCACCGCGGUCUUUUGCGGACAUGCUGCUAGACGCUGGGUCUUUGCUUAACCACCAGCAUCAUGACGAUGAAGUCACACCCCACAUUGCAGUGUGGACUUCAGGGGGAGAAGGAUAA